Messenger RNA from Crotalus tigris (Tiger rattlesnake), 1800 nucleotides. RefSeq names its product SEC61 translocon subunit alpha 2 (gene SEC61A2). Lineage: Eukaryota; Metazoa; Chordata; Lepidosauria; Squamata; Viperidae. The transcript is spliced from 12 exons. Gene Ontology annotation, biological process: post-translational protein targeting to membrane, translocation; SRP-dependent cotranslational protein targeting to membrane, translocation. Gene Ontology annotation, molecular function: signal sequence receptor activity; ribosome binding; transmembrane protein transporter activity. The record is from RefSeq and is a predicted model, not a curated record. The coding region runs from base 151 to 1581 and encodes 476 amino acids. Gene Ontology annotation, cellular component: Sec61 translocon complex; membrane.
CCGCGUAAGACGUCACUGGUCACGUGUGCGGAGGCCGGCAGCCUCCGCAGCGGCGAGGAGGCGGGGAAGGGGAGCCGCUGCUGCAGCCGCCGCCGCCGCCGCCUGCCAGCCCAAAGGCGCCGAGCCCGGUCGGGUCCGACCUCCGGCAGCAUGGGGAUCAAAUUUCUGGAGCUCAUUAAGCCCUUCUGCGCUGUUUUGCCCGAAAUCCAGAAGCCUGAAAGGAAAAUUCAGUUUAGAGAGAAGGUUUUAUGGACAGCUAUAACCCUCUUCAUUUUUUUAGUCUGCUGCCAGAUUCCAUUAUUCGGAAUAAUGUCCUCGGACUCCGCAGAUCCCUUCUACUGGAUGAGAGUCAUCCUUGCAUCGAACAGAGGCACUUUAAUGGAAUUGGGUAUCUCUCCUAUUGUGACUUCGGGCCUCAUUAUGCAACUCCUGGCUGGAGCCAAAAUCAUUGAAGUGGGCGAUACGCCGAAAGACCGGGCCCUGUUCAACGGUGCUCAGAAGUUGUUCGGAAUGAUAAUUACUAUUGGGCAGGCUAUCGUAUAUGUCAUGACGGGGAUGUACGGGGAUCCUUCCGAGAUGGGGGCGGGAAUCUGUCUUCUGAUUAUAAUCCAGUUGUUUGUUGCUGGCUUGAUAGUCCUGCUGCUUGAUGAGCUUCUGCAAAAAGGCUAUGGUUUGGGAUCCGGCAUUUCCCUCUUCAUUGCCACCAACAUCUGUGAAACCAUUGUUUGGAAGGCUUUUAGCCCUACUACCAUUAACACUGGCAGAGGUACAGAGUUUGAGGGCGCCGUCAUUGCCUUGUUCCACCUCUUGGCCACGCGAACCGACAAAGUCCGGGCUCUGCGGGAAGCCUUUUACCGCCAGAACUUGCCCAAUCUGAUGAACCUGAUCGCCACCGUGUUUGUGUUCGCUGUAGUCAUCUACUUUCAGGGAUUCCGAGUGGAUCUCCCAAUCAAGUCUGCUCGCUACCGGGGGCAAUACAGCAGCUACCCCAUCAAGCUCUUUUAUACGUCCAACAUCCCCAUCAUCCUUCAGUCCGCCUUAGUGUCCAACCUCUAUGUCAUUUCCCAGAUGCUGUCCGUGCGGUUCAGCGGCAACUUUUUAGUCAAUUUGCUUGGGCAAUGGGCGGACGUUAGCGGGGGUGGCCCAGCACGCUCCUAUCCGGUCGGGGGUCUCUGCUAUUACCUCUCCCCGCCGGAAUCCAUGGGGGCCAUCUUUGAGGAUCCGGUCCAUGUGAUUGUGUACAUUAUAUUUAUGCUGGGCUCUUGUGCCUUUUUCUCGAAAACGUGGAUUGAAGUAUCCGGAUCGUCUGCAAAAGACGUCGCCAAGCAACUGAAAGAGCAGCAGAUGGUAAUGAGAGGCCACCGAGAUACAUCCAUGGUUCAUGAAUUAAACCGGUACAUCCCGACGGCAGCUGCCUUCGGAGGGUUGUGUAUCGGGGCUUUGUCGGUCCUGGCUGAUUUCCUUGGCGCCAUCGGCUCCGGCACCGGCAUUCUGCUAGCGGUCACCAUUAUUUAUCAAUACUUCGAGAUCUUUGUCAAAGAACAGGCCGAAGUUGGAGGCGUGGGUGCUUUAUUUUUCUAAACAGGCCGGUACCGCCUGGCUCGUGAGAAAAAAGGGGAGACCUCCUUUGACGUCAUCUGAAUCCAAUAAUGCCAUUUUAAAUUUUUUUUUUUUUUUUUGGUCCUUUUGAAACAAAGUGCUCUGUCACCCCAUUUGCUCACAGUGGGCUUGCGCGCAGCUUCGGAACCGGCUGCCUUAAAAGAAUCAAAAGUUUACAUUGUCUUGGUUAAAAAAAGAAAA